AUGGCAACCCCAGUAAAGUCGAAGCUUUUUGUUGACACAAGGGCUGAGAAGGUUAUUUUCGCAGAAGCCGGCAAAUCAGCCAUGGCAACCACAGUAAAGUUGAAGCUUUUUGUUGACACAAGGGCUGAGAAGGUUAUUUUCGCAGAAGCCGGCAAAGACUUCAUAGAUUUUCUUGUCUACUUUCUUUCUUUGCCAGUGGGUACUGUGGCUAGGCUCUUAAAAGGGAAAGGCACGGUGGGUUCCCUAAGUAACCUCUAUAAAAGCGUUGAAAAUCUCAGUGAAUCCUUCUUCAAACCGAACCAAACCAAGAAUUCACUACUAAAUCCUAGAGCUCCAAGAUCUGCAGCCACAGGAGUCCCUCUUUUGCUUUGUGAUUAUGAUUCGCACACUCGAAUGGUAUACUCUUGCCCCUCUCAUUAUCAUAACAUAACUGAUGUUCCAAACUUGCUUUGUCCUUCGUGCAACAAGAAAAUGACCGGUCCAUUGUAUUAUGUUCCUCCGUCGCUUGAGAACACUGGGCUGGUUGAAGGAGGAUUUGUUAAGAGUUUUGUGAGUUUCAUGGUGACGGAUGAUUUGGAGUUUAUGCCCAUUUCUCCUGAAAAUUUAUUUUCUUUGCUUAACAAGUCCAACGUUGAGGAAAUUGAUGCACUUGAAAAGAUGGAUGUGGAACUGGGGGCGGAUGAGGGUCUAAAGCUGCUGAAGUUAUCAUUGGAAUGCGAAAAAGUCUUAACAAGUUUGUAUCAGGGCACAGUACAAGAAGCACCGCACCGCAGAGAGACUUUAAUGGAGCCGGAAGCAUCGCGGCGUUCGUAUCACAGCAGAAAGGCUUCAAUGGAGCUGCCAGCACCGCAGCAUUUGUAUCACGGUAGAGAGCCUUUAAUGCACUCGAUCCCACCUUGUGCACAAUUAGAACGUUAUUAA
Messenger RNA from Pistacia vera, 921 nucleotides. RefSeq lists its product as uncharacterized. The coding region runs from base 1 to 921 and encodes 306 amino acids. NCBI's taxonomy places the organism in Eukaryota, Viridiplantae, Streptophyta, Magnoliopsida, Sapindales, Anacardiaceae. The record is from RefSeq and is a predicted model, not a curated record. The transcript has 2 exons.